Messenger RNA from Acanthosepion pharaonis, 618 nucleotides. The record is from the annotation of a GenBank genome assembly. NCBI's taxonomy places the organism in Eukaryota, Metazoa, Mollusca, Cephalopoda, Sepiida, Sepiidae.
AUGAAGUGUUGUUAUCUUUCGGCCUUCGUAGUGGAAAAAGCCAAUCCAUAUUUCGGCACUCGGUAUAUUGUUUCUUUCUUUCAUUCUUUCUUUUUUCUUUCAUACUGCUUUUCUUUCUUUCUUACUUUCUUUCUUUCUUUCUUUCUUUCUUUCUUUCUUUCUUUCAUACUGCUUUUCUUUCUUUUUUCUUAUUCUCUCUCUCGUUCUCUAUCCCCAACUCUCUCUCUCUCUCUCUCUCACACACACACACACACACACCCCUCUUUCUUCCUCACACAUAAUUCUUUAUUUAUUUAUUUACUUAUUUAUUUUCUUUCUUUCUUUCUUUCUUUCUUUCUUUCUUUCUUUCUUUCUUUCUUUCUUUCUGCUUUCCUUCCUUUCUUUCUUUUUAUGUAUCGUUCUUACUUUUUUUCUUUCUUUCUUUCUUUCUUUCUUUCUUUCUUUCUUUCUUUCUUUCUUUCUGUUUUCCUUCCUUUCUUUCUCUCUCUCUCUCCCUCUUUCUCUCUCUCUCACACACACACACAUACGCCUCUUUCUUUCUCACACAUAAUUCUUUCUUUCUUUCUUUCUUUCUUUCUUUCUUUCUUUCUUUCUUUCUUUCUUUCUUUCUUGUGUUAA